Messenger RNA from Clonostachys solani, 1044 nucleotides. NCBI's taxonomy places the organism in Eukaryota, Fungi, Ascomycota, Sordariomycetes, Hypocreales, Bionectriaceae. The record is from the annotation of a GenBank genome assembly.
AUGCUCGCCAUCUUCCAGACCAUCAGAAAGAACCGGCGCGAGAACAAGGAAAAGCGCCGGCGCUAUAAAGCCCUGGGCGGCACACCCAUCGAGCGCCGCGCCCUCCGCCAGCUGAUCCCGGUGCACGUCCGCGCGCCGCAGCACAUCUCGUCCAACAACCCGGACUACUGGCCGUCGAUAUGGCGCGCCGUGCAGCAGGAGACGCGCGCCGCCGUGCAGGCCCGCGUGGACGAGGAGUCGGCCGCCGGGCGCGGGAGCCAGGUCUGGUACUCGUUCCGCGCCGAGCAGGGCCGGAUGGUACACCGCGCCCUGCUGGUCCACGGGCACAGGUACGAGCUGCGGCGGCACCGGGACACCAAGACCGUCAUCGACGUGCAGCCGUGCGAGGUGCGGGACGAGCUCAUCCGGGCUGCGACGACGCCGUGCCAGAGCCUGGCGACGGGCGGCCACAUCGUCUGUCUGGUCGGGUGGACGAGGGCGCCCAAGGAUGCGGUGGACAAGCUCUGGGACAAGGCCAUCGCGAGGCCGAACGAGGGCCAGGUCAGGGAUCCAAAGAGCCAGUUUAGACGGUUUGCGUCCCUCGUCUCCAUGGACCAGGCCCGGGACGCCAGCUGGGUUGUGCUCAGCACGGGCUGGACUUUCAACAGGCCGGCGCAUGGGCUGUAUGAUCCGCCUGCGUGUGUGGCAGCGACAUGGUCCGAGAGGAUAUCCAGAGUACGGCCGAUGCUGAGCCCGCAGCAGGCUCAGAUAGCAGAUCAGAACAUCGCGUGGCUGCAGCACUAUAUCCUAGCCCAGGAGAAUUCGUAUGUGACCAGCGUGUCUCAGAAGCGUGAUGCCUCGGGUGAUCCGCAUGGCGGAACUGGAGGUUCAGGUGUCAGCAGUGAUUCUCAAUGGGCAAUGGCCGAGGAGGGCGGCACCAGCAACGGCGGCAACGGCCAUGACGGAGGUUCCUACGACUCGGGCGAUGGAGGGAAUGCAUAUGGCGGUCCUGAUGGAGGAGAUGGAGGAGGAGGCGGCGAUGGUGGCGGCGGCGGAGGUGACUAA